AUGUCUUGGAAACGCAAAACAAAUCAGCCUAACAAACUGAAAGAGCUAUCUCCUGAUUCGCCGUCUGUAACUGGACUUGCGCACAAAUCCUCGAAUACCUCUUCAAUCGCUGACACUGCAGGAAGCCCUGGCGCCAUGGAAUUUGCCCCCUUCCUUACACAUCCCUCCAACACAGGCUGCAUUCUCAAUCUUUCACCCAAAGCGGCGGUAACCACAGCUCCCUCCCCCAAGUCGCAGAGAGAGGCUGCCUCUGCAGACAUCAUGUCAAUCCUUCGGGACACCUGCCUUUCAUCGAACCUUAGUAGGGAAGAAAAGAUCUCGCUUCUGUCCGAGGUAGCAAAUCAAAUCAGUGGACUCAAAAGGCAGUUGAAUUCUUCACCCCUCAACACCAGCAGCAACAGUAACGGCAGUAAGACUGAUGAUGACACGCCCCUGAAUCUUACGCAAGAAAAACAUGAAAUCUCGGCAGAAAAACAACCAGAGUCACUUCUGUGGUGUGGUCAGGAGAGCGCUACCCCCAGUAUCUCCCCCUUCCUCUUGCAUGCCGGACUCAUUGAUACUGGCAAAAUCAGUAGCAUUCCCCCAAAACUUGGAGGCAAUGAAGGUGAAAAACUUGCCUUCCCCAUCUGUUCUGAUCCAUCCAAACUUCCGAAUUACAUGUCGCCUCUCGAUGUUGGUGCGACGAAUCCGUGCGAUUUGUUGCUCAAAAUGAUUCAAGCCUGCCAACAAAACGCCUCCACCGGUCCACCUUGUAGUGAGCAGUCGCAGCAACAGCAACCGCCCAUACCAGUGUCAUCAACUGGUUCGGAGGGGAGCAUGCCCGUCAUCCCACUCGGUCUUACAUCUCUACCACUGCGAGAGCCGUCUGUUUCCACAGGUCUCCCCAUCCCUCUACUCAGCAUGAGACUGGGGGACGCAAAAUCAGAGCAGCAACUCCUUACUCACCUGGGUCUUGAUCCAGCUCUUCUUUCCACUCUGCAGAAUGGUCCCAAGGGUUUACCCCUUGGACCUCCAACACAAUCAGGACGGAUUCCUUCUGGUGACCUCUUUGCUUCACCAAAAUUAGCCUUGUUGUCAUCACAAAGCAAUGGAUUCCCACUAAUGCGUCAAUCUCCACCACUCCAGUCAUCACAUCAGGAGACGGAAAGCGAACAAAAGCCGAAUCAGAGUACUGGAUUCGUUCAGUCAAGAAAGAUCUUCACAAAAUGCGAUUUCGGGGAGAUCGAGUCUAGUAGACUUGACGAUUCGAAUGACGUAAGCCAAACAAAGUCACUCAAAAGACCUCACAUUAAGCGGCCUAUGAACGCCUUCAUGGUUUGGGCUCGUGAGGAGCGUCGUAAAAUACUCAAGGCUUGCCCUGAUAUGCACAACAGCAAUAUUUCGAAGAUUCUCGGAGCCAGAUGGAAGGCGAUGUCGGCAGAGGAGAAGCGACCUUACUACGAAGAACAGUCACGAUUGAGUCGCAAGCACAUGGAGGAUCACCCAGACUAUCGAUAUCGACCGCGGCCCAAGCGAACCUGCAUUGUUGACGGGAGGAAACUGCGCAUCUCUGAGUACAAGGAACUAAUGCGUAAUAGACGCGGCGAAAAUCGCAAACAUUGGUUUGGAAACGGAGAUACACAGCGCAUAGUGGAGGGUCUUCUAGGCACAGCUAUGUCAAAAUUGCAGAGUUCUGGUGUAAGUGAGAGCAAUUCCAUCAACGAAGCAGUAGAUGACCCCCGUCCCCCAACAAUGUUGCACAUUCCCACAAAAUUCGAGCACUACCCAAGCAAUCCGUCUCCUGCCGGUGGCUUUCACCACCCAAAUUUUCCUACGCUGGCUCCCACAGGCCUCACAUUUUCUCUGCCGAUCGCAUCCAACGCUUCAACGUGUGAGACGACUUGUGAGCUCGGUCAAGUUCGCCCCUUACCCCCGCUGCCAAACCCUGCCAUCACUACUGCUACUGCUACCGUCGCUACGGCGACAUCCUCUGUGAGUCCAGAGGAUCUCUCUCCUCGUUCUGCCUCACCUCUAAUCAGAAUUCACUCAACACCAGGCCUGCAAACAACUUUGUGA
Hydatigera taeniaeformis is the source of this 2055-nucleotide messenger RNA. Lineage: Eukaryota; Metazoa; Platyhelminthes; Cestoda; Cyclophyllidea; Taeniidae. The record is from the annotation of a GenBank genome assembly.